UUUAUACGUUUCACGUAAAUUGCAACGCAGCUAGCUGAUUUACGUAUUUCAUUGUAAGUUCGUCACAUGUGUGUAUUAGAAUGUGUUUUUAUAUACUUUUCUCUUGAGCGAGUUAUUAUAGCUGAUAAAUUACGUCUGUAGCUCGACGCUAGCUAUACAUGCUAACAAGUUACCAGGAAGUGAUCACUGCCAGAGAGCGAAUCCUAAAAUGUUAAGGCAGGACUCCAACGAGGAUGAGGUGUCGCUGUUUGACGCCGAUGACGAUGCAACUCGAAAACCGAGGAAAUCGAAAAUCAAGCACCCGCUGGCCUGCUUUUUCCACCUGUUCUUCCGGGUCAGCGCCAUCCUGGUGUAUCUGCUGUGUGAGGUUCUGAGCAGCAGCUUCAUCGCCUGCAUGGUCACCAUCAUCCUCCUCCUCUCCUCUGACUUCUGGACCGUUAAGAACAUUACUGGCCGGCUGAUGGUGGGCUUGCGCUGGUGGAAUCAGGUGGACGAUGACGGCAAGAGCAAAUGGAUGUUCGAGUCCCGAAAGGGCAGCGGGAAGAGCCCGCCCUCGGACGCAGAGUCUCGGGUCUUCUGGCUGGGCCUGGUGGUGUGCCCCGUCAUCUGGGUCAUCUUCGCCUUCAGCACCCUCUUCUCCUUCAAGAUCAAGUGGCUGGCGGUGGUGAUCAUGGGGGUGGUGCUGCAGGGGGCUAAUCUCUAUGGUUACGUACGCUGCAAAGUGGGGGCCAGAACCAGCCUGCGGAACGUUGCCACCAGCUACCUCGGCCGACAGUUCUUUAAACAGGCCAUGGCUAAACCAGAAGAGUCCUAAGAAGACCUUUCAGGAGCUGCAUUAAUGUCUGCAUUAAUUCUAAUGCUAAAAAUUAUACUCCCUUUCUUACAAAACUCAUUUUGUAAAAGGAGAAACUCCUUUUUUCUGUAACCUUAAUUACAUGUAUGAAAGAUGACUGGACAUGCGGUUAUGGUUGGUUUGCCAGGAUACAGUUUUGUUUUUGAUUGUGUGAUGUUAUUUUAAUGGGAUUGGGAAGCCUGGGAGCUUCCGCAGUGAUGAGGCCUGUGGAGGCGAGCAGCAUCUAAGACGCAAGUACUUAUGAUUUAAAGAAUGCUGAAUUCUGGCCGGCCUAACUAUUAGGGCCAGGACUCAUGCAAACUCCACAGGUUUGCUAUAAUUCUGUAUUUACACGUACACUCCUGGGUUUCCUGAUUUUAGUUUUGAUUUGAAUUCAUCUUAUGUUAGCAUAUUUAUGUUCUCCUAUUUGAGUAUAUGGCAGAAAUAGUUUUCAGAUCACCACAUAAUUGAUGUAUUUGUACAUUUCUGGUGGUGCAUUGCAAUAAAAAGAGCUUUGUACAGAUUUAUUUA
Messenger RNA from Anguilla anguilla (European eel), 1363 nucleotides. RefSeq names its product Golgi apparatus membrane protein TVP23 homolog B-like. Lineage: Eukaryota; Metazoa; Chordata; Actinopteri; Anguilliformes; Anguillidae. Gene Ontology annotation, biological process: protein secretion; vesicle-mediated transport. Gene Ontology annotation, cellular component: Golgi membrane. The transcript is spliced from 7 exons. The record is from RefSeq and is a predicted model, not a curated record. Bases 209 to 814 code for a protein of 201 amino acids.